CAUACAUUACAGUAGUUGGAAUGCCUGGCAGUGCUAACACAACUCGUAUAUGAAUGCGGAACCUUUAUAUGUGUAACUAGUUUCGUGUCGGUGUCGGAAUCUUCAUUGUCAACAGAAGUGCAGCAGGAUUGGUAGCUAAUCCUGUGAGCACACUCUGUUGAGUGUGUGUUGGGGAUGGAGGCCACCGGAGUCUCGUCUGAUGUUCUCCUUGAGCGUCCAUGGCUUCCUGUCAGCAUCGAUGGUUGCCAUCUGCUCGCCAAGAGCUGGUUUGGAGAGACAAGGUGCCGCAUCCUGCUGACUGACCUGCACUGUGUAUGGGAGGAGACGAUGCACACGGCAGCCAUCCAGAGCCGAGCGCAGGAGCUGAACAAGCGCUUGCAAGCCCCCGUCAAAGCAUUCUUAGCUCACCUGUGCGAGGUGGUUCAGCCCUAUUUGUCAGGCAGUGGGCGGCCACAUGACAGCGAAGCUCACAUCUCUUUGAUGCGACUUGACGGCGGCGACAUGGUGUUGAGGCUGAAGAGUAAACUCGCAGGGCUGCCCUUCUAUUGGGAGUUUCGCUGCACCCCCGCUCCCAUCACUGUGGUUUGUCUCCACCUGGUGCGCCCCCUGCUGUCCAUGAGCCACGUGCUGCACCAGCAGGUGGAUCAGUUGGAGGGUUUGCUGGCCAGGAAGGAUGCUGAGAUCCAAGAUUACAAGGAUAAUGGAGCCACUCUCAGCAGAGCCCGCCUGCAGACGGAUAUUUUUGACCAACCCGCCUACAGAAGCAGCUUCUUGGCAAAGACUCUCCCUCUGGUUUGUUGUGACCAUCACGGCUCCCAGAACUUCAGCGGCAACCUCCAGGAGCUCUACGCUGCGGUCGUGGCGCAUGGGAACGCACGCAAGCGCAAACUGUCUGAGCAGGACCAGCAGGUUGCGCUGAAUCCUGACCUCCCACAAGCCACAGGUGAUAAGGCAGAUGCUGAAGCAGAAGACAAAGACAGCGACCAGAAACAGACAAGUCAAGUGGAGGAACCAAAGAACUCAGCCACAGCACAGCAGGUUGUCGUCCCCCGCUGCCGGGCUGAGCGAGCGUCUUCCAAAGCAAAGAAGAAGAAAGUGGUGGGCUUGUUUCGAUGACUGCCAGCAGUACGAAACACAAACUGUCAUUUUAAAGGACAUUUUAAUCACUUUUAGAUGGAUUUUAAUCUUUUUUAAGUGUGGGACACAGGCAUUUUAUCAUAUUAUGAAUAUUAACAAUAAAUUGCUUGGAUAUU
Molecule: messenger RNA, 1253 nt
Organism: Doryrhamphus excisus (bluestripe pipefish)
Lineage: Eukaryota; Metazoa; Chordata; Actinopteri; Syngnathiformes; Syngnathidae
Gene: nhej1
Product: nonhomologous end-joining factor 1
Biological process (GO): double-strand break repair via nonhomologous end joining
Cellular component (GO): DNA ligase IV complex; nucleus
Molecular function (GO): DNA end binding
Source: RefSeq, a predicted model, not a curated record